Molecule: messenger RNA, 3142 nt
Organism: Paralichthys olivaceus (Japanese flounder)
Lineage: Eukaryota; Metazoa; Chordata; Actinopteri; Pleuronectiformes; Paralichthyidae
Product: mitogen-activated protein kinase kinase kinase 7-like
Biological process (GO): protein phosphorylation; positive regulation of canonical NF-kappaB signal transduction; immune response
Molecular function (GO): MAP kinase kinase kinase activity; magnesium ion binding; ATP binding
Source: RefSeq, a predicted model, not a curated record
CGCCAGUCCGUCCGCGGGGCGCCAGUGUGGCCGCGUCGCUCACCUGAUCGUUGAACUAAGUGACACCUAAUGUGAUGAAGUCCGCUCGACUGUCCUCUGCCGGCCUCGUGCUGGGCUCAAGUGUCAGAGCCACUCCCGGCCCUCGUCACGCUGUGUGCUGUGAGACGUUCACAGACACUCACAUGGGACGAGGCAACAGCCCCGCCGCCGCUGCCGCUGCUGCUGCUGCUCACUUCCUGAAUCCACAACAACAGACGGAGCGCUGCUGUGUGUCAGGGGGAGCGGACACACGCCGAGUUUGUCUCGAUAACGUCAACUUUGUGGCGGUUGGAAGUCCAGCGUCGUCGGUUUGCGUCGACGAGUGCGCCCGCUGCUGUGGCGAUGGUGGAGGCUCCGGCGGUCUGUCUGUUCGAGGACAUCCAGUAUGAAGACAUUCAAGUGGAAGCGGCUGUUGGCAGAGGGACGUUUGGUGUUGUCUACAAGGCCGUGUGGAAAGGAAAGGAUGUGGMCAUCAAGACCAUCGAGAGUGACAAUGAAAGGAACGCUUUCCUGGUCGAGCUCCGCCAGCUCUCCCGGGUGAAUCACCCCAACAUAGUUAAGCUGUAUGGCUCCUGUGACAAUCCGGUCUGUUUGGUCAUGGAGUAUGCAGAAUGUGGCUCUUUAUAUAACGUCCUUCACAGUGCAGACCCACAGGCCCAAUACACCUCGUCUCAUGCCAUGAGCUGGUGUCUGCAGUGCGCCAAGGGAGUUGCCUACCUGCACGCUAUGAAGCCGAAGGCCUUAAUUCAUCGGGACCUCAAACCACCGAAUCUGCUCCUUGUGUCUCGGGGUACAGUGCUGAAGAUAUGUGACUUCGGCACAGCUUGUGAUAUUCAAACGUACAUGACCAACAAUAAAGGCAGUGCAGCGUGGAUGGCACCGGAGGUCUUUGAAGGCAGCAACUACAGUGAAAAGUGUGACGUGUUCAGUUGGGGUAUUAUCCUGUGGGAGGUCAUCACACGCAAGAAGCCCUUUGAUGAGAUUGGCGGCUCUGCAUUUUGUAUAAUGUGGGCGGUCCACAGAGGUACACGGCCCCCUCUCAUUAAAUACCUCCCAGAACCCAUCGAGACUCUGAUGACCCGCUGCUGGGACAAAGAGCCCAGCCAGAGACCGUCUAUGGAGGAGGUGGAGAACACCAUGAGCCAUCUCAUGAAGUAUUUCCCAGGUUCUGAUGAACCACUGCAGUUGCCUCACCAGUCUUCAGCCAACAGAAGUUCAUCAGCCACAAGUUCAGCAGGUUCAUACGCCGACUACACCAACAGUAACAGAAGUGAUGACAACGCGGAUUACAGAAACUCAGAGGGCAGAGAGGAAACCCUGAAAAGCUUUGAGGCCAAAUUUCCACUUCAGUUCAAACCUUUAAAGACAGCCACAUUGCGCACUGGUCUGUCCAAGGUGUCCAGCGUGGACAGUCAACCAGGACGCUCCCAAAGCCCCACCUACUGCAGCAGCCCUGUAACCACCACUAGCCAAUCAGAGCUGAGGAUGACAUUUAGUCCAACAGCUACCAAUGGUGUAGACAGCUCCAUUCCCAUGGCCUACCUGAAGCUGGACUACCAGUUACAGCCUCUAGCUCCCUGUCCCAACUCCAAAGAGUCCAUGGCUGUGUUUGAGCAGCACAUCAGGAUGGCUCAGGAGUUCCUCAAGGUCCAGUCAGAGAUCUCUCACCUUGUCCAGAGGAAACAGGAGCUGAUGUCGGAGCUGGAGCUGGACCAGGGGGAGCAGCACACUUCAUCCGGACUCAUCCAGGAGCACAGGAAGCUGCUGGAGGACAACAGCCACCUGUCGGCCUACCACCAGGGCCUGAAGAGCAAACUGACCCUGAUGAAGAGUCAGAACCAGCAGCACAGCUAGAACACCCGACACCCUCUGUUUUUACUCUGCUCUCUUCUGGACUGCCUUUUCUCCUCCUGGAGGAAAUGAAACGCUUUGACCGAAAGAGAAAAGUAGGGAAGCCCUUCAUCCUGAGAAAAUUAGACCUUUAACUCACCACAAAGCAAUGCAUCAAGCUAACAUGAGAAUUAAAUCCAAAGCCUAAAGUGCAACUGAAAUGUAAGUAGUUUUGUCCAUGAUAUUUGAUUGACAGCUGAGAGCUGGUAUUGGACAGACCUGUCACCAUGUUAAACUAAAUGUCUGGUGUUUUUGAACCUGGGUCUUAAUCUCAUUAAUUUUGUUGAUUCUGACAACUUGUCAACUUCACAGCUCCACUGUAAAGAUUUUUGUAAAACUCAACACCUGGCCAGACAUUACAAUCUUUGCAUGUUAUUUCAGACAGUUAGUAUUAGUAUUUCCAUUCAAACAAUUAAAAAGUAAAUGCUCAUAAUUCUAAUUCACAAUCUUUUGAGGUCAUGAGAUAAAUCAGUUGUUAGAGAUAAUGUCAGUAUUUACCACGUCCCUCUGGGUCCCUGUCUAUUUAUUGAUGGACUUUGCCAUAAAGUCCAACUCAUUUCAGUCUUUACUGUUGGAAUGGUACCAAUGAGUCUCCACUUUUAUUCUAAAGGACUCUCAUGCAGGUAGAAACAGCUUUAGGUGUCAAUGCCUUGUGAGGUUAUAAGUGAAUUUACCUUUUACCAAGUCAGUUGUAGUUUCUUGUAUUUUCUUUUUUUAAUUCUUGAAAAGUGACUGCAACUGAUAUUUGUAAAUCCUUCUUACUUUUAUAUAUUCUGGUUAUCACAGCAUUUGUAUUGUGUAUUAUAGAAAAAGGAAAGGUGGGGUGGGCUGAAUCAUGUUACUGUGAAUACAAGAGUUCUGCUUCAGACACAUGCUGCCUGCGAGAAGUAGAAAAGCUUUGUUGAAAUGUUAUUGUACAUAACUGUAGAAUAAUGAACCUGACAGACUCUUAUCUGUUAACGUUCUGUUUUCUUUUGUUCCUUUUUACAUAUUUCACAGAAUUGAGUUAACAUUAUUCUGCACUGCACUGUCUGGGUCAAAGAGAUCUACAGCAUGUGUUGUAGUCUCAGUCUAGUUUGGUGCUUUCUAUGACAGUGCGUACUCUGGCACUCUGAUUGUUGUUUAUAUGCAGUUGUUCAAACGUUGCCUUAGGGUUGUUCUUGUACAGUUUAUUUUCUCACUUCAAUUGAUUUCAUAAAUACUUUUAUUUGAA